AAUCGAAUAUUGAGGAUUGCAUCAUUUCAUUGUCCAUCAUACCUUUUUUGCCGUGUAUAUAAGAAUUAAUUUAACAAAAUGCCUUCGGAAGCAGAAGCUGGACUACAGCCAAACGAAGAUCGACCCAGGAUUUUGUAUGUCAGUCCUGGAUUAAAUUUAUCCUGGCCAGAGAAGGAUCGAAAUAUUAGUUACCAUAUACCUUCGGGUACUUGGUGGCCAUGGUGUGACUAUUGGAAGGAGCCCCAGCACAUCCUCUACCAAUUGGCAAAUGUCUGUUUUGUCCUUGCCUAUUCCUCAACUUGUUCCAAAAAAGGUGUACUUUUUAUGCAUUGUUGGUUAAUUUUGGGCUUGAUGCUGUUUUCAACUUGGGCCUGGAAUAUAAUAUGCGCCCCAGACGUUUUCACGUGGAAUUUUGCCUUUAUGCUAAUGAACAUGGCGCAAGUUUUUCAUAUUUUGUAUCAGCUACGACCUGUGAAAUUCGAUCCGGAACUUGAGGAAGUUUAUCAUACACUUUUUGAACCAUUUAAAUUAUCUCGUUUGCAAUUCAAAAGAAUGGUAUGUCCGGAUUUUGCCCAGAUUAUGUCUUUACAUGCUGGAGAAGCAUAUGCUGUGCAGAAUUUAACUAGAACUGAUCGAUUGGGACUUCUUUUGUCUGGAAAAGUAAAUGUUUUAUCCGAUAAUCAAUUCCUGCACCCUAUUCUUCCUUGUGAAUUUAUGGAUUCCCCAGAGUUUGAGUCUAGCCGUAACACCAUUGAUGAUAAAUUCAAAGUAGCUAUAGUAGCAGCUAGUUCCUGUAGAUACCUUUACUGGCAAAGGUCAGCUCUUGAAUACCUCUUUGUAAAAGAUACUUACGUAGCUACAGUACUAACUACCCUUAUAGCUAGAGAUAUUACCACAAAACUGUACGCUAUGAAUAAUAAAAUAGUGACUGCCAAAGGGUCGCAUUUAGAUAUACGUUUGCCUAGUAUUACUUCUUCUCUCACUUCUGGCGGUGAGUAUAAGAGCCCUAUUAGAACUAAAAAAGUUAACGGAGUUGUUUGUAACUCGACAGCAGAAGCAUUCUGUAACGACACCAAAAAAAUCAAGCACAAACACUACGAUAAAUUUAAUAAAGAAAAUGGAAAUUCUUCCCAAAACUGCUAUGUCAGCGAAAUGGAGCCCUUAACUGAACUACCCUCUUCCGAUGAUCUUACUUCCAAUGACGUAGAAAGCUGGCUUGAAACGAGCUCCAAAUAUCAUAGCUGUGAACUUGUCGAUACUGAUUAGAAUGCAUUUAAAAUGUUUUAGAUAUUUACGCAGAUUGAUAGAUCUUAGACACAAAAUAAAUUGUGAUGUAAUAAUUGUGAUGUUAUUAGCUUAUGUACAUGAUUUUUAAGACAUUAUAAUUAUUUAUAUUUAUUUGCAUAAAAUUCUUUUUCUUAGUGCACAUUUAGGCGUCUCUUGAUAUAAAAUAUACACGUUACCAUUUUAAUGAAUAUCCUAUGGCAAGGCGAAUCUUUAAAAAAAAGAUCUGCGCAAUUAAAACAAAUUAAGUGACAAAAUAUAGAAUGUAAAAUGAAUAGCUUGGACUCCCCCAUUAUAUUCCUCGACUUUUGGUACUGUGCAACUUGAUUGGUACCAUUUUCUACCCUAUAUUUCCCAGAUAUCAUCCAACCACCGCUUUUGAGGCAUGCCUAGUCCUUUUUUGGUUGAAAAGUAUCUUGGUUACUUGGUCAGGAAUACUCAUCAUCAAGACAUCCCUAAAAUAGUUGGUGGAAACAGCCAUAAGUAAGAUACUCUAUCCUAAGACUUUUUUGGCAAAAAUAUCUAUUAUCUUCGUUACUUUCUAGAAGGAACUGUUCAGACUACAGGGUGCCCCAUUUUGGUUGUAGGUACAUGAAGCUUCAAGCAUCCCACGACGCGUGGCUUAGCGAGCCUAGCUCGCGACUUUGCCAGCCACGCGCCGUGGGAGUUGGCAUGCUCACCAUAUUUUGCGCGGCCUGAACUUUCUUGCUUCUUGUCGCUAAAUUUGACACGAGUCAGAGGAACUCGAGCCUGUUCAGGCUUGGCUCAUAUACUUUUAACAACGAUUCCAACGAUCCACAGUUUGUAGGAAGCAAAAUGGAGAAGAGACUUGCAGAAAAGAUAAAAGGUUAAUAGUUUGAAGAAACUAGAUGAAAAAGAAAAUCUUUCAAUUAAUAUUGUGGAUGGUAUUGAGUAUUUUAUUUUUUAAAAAAAGCUAUCAGGAGUUGUUUUUUUACAUAAGUUUAAUAAGUAUUUACCUCAUAGUCAAUUUACUUACACAAUAAUUUUUCAAUACAAAAAUUUCAUUCGAUAAUAUACCUACUCUUAUUAAUUAUCGUAAAAAUGAAGGAACUUCUGUUCCAAUUUUCUGCUGAAUUAAUUUCCCAUAUCCGCCUCUUCCUGCAUCAUAAUCUGUCCUGUACUCGUCCCUAACUUGACCGCCAGUUUUACCUCGUCCAUACUGACGGCCUUCAAUAAAGCCCGCAUCCCAAUCAGUCCUCACUAUCCUAUCGUCCAGUCUGGUACCGUUAAUGUACCGCAAACAAUUUUCUGCGUCCUCACGAAUGUAGUACUCGACAAAGCAGAACCCGCACGGGGUUUUCUUGUACUUGUCCAGGCCCAUAAUGAUUCGACGGAUUUCGCCGCAUUUUGAAAAUAGUUCGUAUAUUUGUUCUUCAGUGGUGUAGAAUGAUAGAUUGCCUACGUAGAGGGUACAUGAGAGGCGUAGAAGUUUGUCUUGUUCUGCUCGGGUGCCC
This is a messenger RNA of Ceutorhynchus assimilis (cabbage seed weevil), 2759 nucleotides long. The record is from the annotation of a GenBank genome assembly. NCBI's taxonomy places the organism in Eukaryota, Metazoa, Arthropoda, Insecta, Coleoptera, Curculionidae.